Messenger RNA from Daphnia carinata, 771 nucleotides. RefSeq names its product histone H2A. The transcript has a single exon. The coding region runs from base 26 to 406 and encodes 126 amino acids. The record is from RefSeq and is a predicted model, not a curated record. Gene Ontology annotation, molecular function: structural constituent of chromatin; protein heterodimerization activity; DNA binding. NCBI's taxonomy places the organism in Eukaryota, Metazoa, Arthropoda, Branchiopoda, Diplostraca, Daphniidae. Gene Ontology annotation, cellular component: nucleosome.
UGUUCAGUUUACCUACUAAUUCAUCAUGUCUGGUCGCGGCAAAGGUGGUAAAGUAAAGGGAAAGUCAAAGACCCGUUCGAGCAGGGCCGGACUCCAGUUCCCCGUCGGUCGUAUCCAUCGUAUGCUCCGUAAAGGUUCAUACGCCGAACGUGUCGGUGCCGGUGCCCCCGUGUACUUGGCCGCCGUCAUGGAGUACUUGGCCGCUGAAGUCCUCGAGUUAGCCGGUAACGCCGCUCGUGACAACAAGAAGACCCGUAUCAUCCCCCGUCACUUGCAGUUGGCCAUCCGUAACGACGAAGAGUUGAACAAACUUCUCUCCGGAGUUACCAUCGCUCAAGGUGGAGUCCUUCCUAACAUCCAGGCUGUUCUCUUGCCUAAGAAGACUGACAAGCCAGCCAAAGCUUAAGGAUGAACGCAUGUGUCUUACUAAAUCGGCCCUUUUUAGGGCCACCAAAUAUUUUUUGGAAAGGACUCGCAGAACUCGUAAAUUUUAGACAUUUCGGUUAACAUUUGACUAACUUCCCUGCUGAUGGAUUCCUUUGUGAUGCAUGCACAUUAAGAAAUGUUUCAUUUAAACAGCAUGAAAAAGUGACUAGUUUAACAAACCUGCAAAGCAAUCGUAUUGAUUGUCACAGAUAUGUUAAAUAUAAUUCUAAAUGCCUUUGAUUGAAACGUAUGAAACUUUGUACAAACUCCAAUGAGUAUUUUCUCAUUCUGCCUAUGCAAAAUAGACAUUUGAAGUUCGCUGAAUUCAUUUUAUGAAAAGGAUCA